Messenger RNA from Beauveria bassiana ARSEF 2860, 1335 nucleotides. Its product is annotated as tRNA guanosine-2'-O-methyltransferase TRM11. Bases 1 to 1335 code for a protein of 444 amino acids. Gene Ontology annotation, biological process: methylation. The record is from RefSeq and is a predicted model, not a curated record. The transcript is spliced from 4 exons. Gene Ontology annotation, cellular component: cytoplasm. Lineage: Eukaryota; Fungi; Ascomycota; Sordariomycetes; Hypocreales; Cordycipitaceae. Gene Ontology annotation, molecular function: nucleic acid binding.
AUGAUAGACUUUAUCAUCAAAUUUGCACAGGCUCACGAGAGUUUUCGCAUUCCCGAAAUCGAGGCGCUUGCGAUCAUCGAGGGCGUGCACUUGGAGAUAAUACAAUAUGAUGAAGCAUCACCGCUAUGUACCGUGCGCCUGCCUUCCGCGGAUGCAGCAAAGAGGCUGAUACGUCGGUCCAUCAUGGCACAGUCAAUUCACGAGCUGUGGGGUUCAGGUAAGAACCUGGAAGAGCUCAAUGAUUCCAUCAAAGCGACAAGUAGCUCGGAGUGGCCAAGAUACAGGGUCUCUUCAUUCAAGUUCGUGUUUGACUCAUACCAAGGAUCACGGUCCAAGCCCAGCCAGCUUUCUGUGAUCAACAACUUUCGAUUUCUGCCGUUCGAGGGACACAUCAUCAUGAAAAACCCGGACGAGAUCUUCACUGUACUAGAACUUUGGCCGUGGAACAGUGUUCCUCUGGGAGUCGAGCACCCCAACUACUAUCACCUAGGACGUUUCAUUGCCAACUCUGCUCGUAACGAUGUACUCAAGUUUGAUUUGAAGAAAAGACAGUACAUAUCGACGACAAGCAUGGAUUCCGAGCUUGCUCUCAUUACGGCAAACAUUGCGCUAGCUGCCCCUGGUAAGAUUCUAUACGACCCAUUCGUUGGAACAGGGUCAUUUCCUAUUGCAUGUGCCCACUUUGGUGCAAUGAGCUGGGGCAGUGAUAUAGACGGACGAAGCAUUCGAGGCGAGGGCAAUGGAAAGAGUCUCAAGGGAAACUUUGGACAAUACCACAUCGCGUCGUUGCUUGGUGACGUCUUUGCCGCCGAUGUCACAAAUAGCCCAAUCCGAAGGCGGAGAGUUUGGGACGGCAUUGUCUGCGAUCCACCUUAUGGAGUAAGAGAAGGACUGCGAGUACUCGGGCUGAAGGACCCUGAGAAGACACCGUGGCUUGUAGAGCGCGGCCUUAAGCAUGGAAUGGAAUUCGACUUCGUGCCUCCAAAGAAGCCAUAUAGCUUCAUGGCAAUACUCGACGACAUCCUCGUACUCGCAGUGGAAACACUCGUCGACAAUGCCAGACUCUCUUUCUGGAUGCCCACGGCCAAUGAAGAGGACCAACGAAUCCCAGCCCCAACGCACCCGAGUCUCGAAAUCGUGGCCAAUUGCGUCCAGGUUUUCAACAAAUGGUCGCGACGGCUGAUUACGUACCGACGUAUACCGGAUGAUGAAGUGUCUAACGAGGCGCUCGCGGCAUAUGCUGGGAGAACAAUUAUCAGUGACGUCGGAACCACCGCCAACGAACUUAAUCCAUUUCGCCGCGGGUAUUUUAGGAAAUUCCAAAGUGAUAGCUAG